AUGCACGCUGCAGCUCCGUGGGGCGGCGCCCGCGUGUCGCGUCUGUGGUCGGCCAAAGGCGACGAGCGCUGCGCCCCACCGCACUCGGACGACUACAAAGAGUGGUCGCUCAUGCAACUCAAGCGCGAGAUCACGCAGCGGCAACUCAAGACGAACCCGCGCCGACGCAAUAAAGACGCGUUUGUGCGGGUGCUCCUGCAUCACGACGAAGCGCAGAAUCAGACUCAGACCGCGACUCAGACUUGCGGACCAAUCCCCGCGUCGACUGAUCGGCAAGAGACAGUCGACGAUCCGGUCAUCUUUGUUCCGACGUCGACGGCAGAAGUCCCGACUAUGUACGUUUCGACGACCGCAGACCAGCAGCACGAUCGUGUCUAUGUACAGCAGCAGCAACAACAACAACAACAACAGCAACAACAGCAACAGGAACAGCAACAGUUACAGUUACAGCAGCAGCAGCAGCAAUUACAGCAGCAACAGGUCUAUGGUACAAGCAGUCGAGAAGAGCUAAUGGUGCCACCGCCAGCGCAGGUCUUUGCAACGGUGGGCGGGAUGCCGACUGUUCCGCUAACGCCUCCGCCUUGUGCACUGGCCAGUCCAGCGACGUCUCGUCUGCAGACUCAGAAUCCGUCGUCCGGUGCUACGAAUGAAGUUGCAGCUUGUGAACACAGCGUCGAGACGGCCAAUAGCGCUCGGCAUCCAAAGCGACAGAGGAUAAAAGAGACGGCAGCAGGGGAGAGGGCUGCGAGUGAUAAGGUGACAAUGUUGGCAGCUGCAGAGGGGGCGAGGACUGGACCGAACACAAGUGCUGCUGCUACUGCUACUGCUACUGCUAGUGCUUCACAAGCAAGUGACAACGAUACGUCGACCGAGUACUUGAGACGAAAGCUGAGUCUGCAGGCAGCCCGUCUCGAGAUGGAGGGCCGACGUUUGGAGCUGGAAACGAAACGUGAAGAACGACAACGGGAGCUGCACACUGUGCACCUUGCGUUAGCACAAGAACAAUUGCAGCAGGCUAAGCUUACGACCCAGAAGAUGAAGACAGAGUGGAUUGUCGAGCAGAUGGUGCAGAAGAAGAGGUUGAAUGACGCUGGAGUUUCGCAGGAAGACUCGUCCGCAUCUCUAGGAACAUAUGUGUCAUGA
Messenger RNA from Hyaloperonospora brassicae, 1143 nucleotides. Lineage: Eukaryota; Oomycota; Peronosporomycetes; Peronosporales; Peronosporaceae. The record is from the annotation of a GenBank genome assembly.